Paramecium primaurelia is the source of this 1886-nucleotide messenger RNA. Lineage: Eukaryota; Ciliophora; Oligohymenophorea; Peniculida; Parameciidae. The record is from the annotation of a GenBank genome assembly.
AUGUGCUUUUCCCCAGAUGGAACUAUAUUGGCAUCGAAUGGAUCCAUAUCUAUUCAAAUAUGGGAUGUUAAAACAGGAAAACUAAAAUUUGAAUUAAAUGGUUUGACUUAAGGGGCAAAUUAAAUUUGCUUUUCUCCUGAUGGCGCAAUAUUGGCAUCGAGUGAGGGGAACUCUAUUUUUUUAUGGGAUAUAAUCACAAGAAAACAAAAAUUUAAACUAAAUGGUCACACUAAUAAUGUAAAGUCAAUAUGGUUUUCUCAAGAUGGUACGACAUUCGCUUCAAAUGACUAAAACUCUAUUCGUUUAUGGGAUGUUAAAACAGGAAAAAUAAAAUUUGAAUUAAUUUGUCACCCUCAAACUGUCACUUUAAUCUGCUUUUCUCCUGAUUCCUUUACAUUAGCAUCUGGUAGUAGUGAUAACUCUAUCCGUUUAUGGGAUGUUAAAACAGGAAAACUCAAAUUUGAAUUAAAUGGUCACACUUAAUCAGUAUGUUCAAUCUGCUUUUCUCCUGAUUCCUUUAUAUUAGCAUCUGGUAGUAGUGAUAACUCUAUCCGUUUAUGGGAUGUUAAAACAGGAAAACUCAAAUUUGAAUUAAAUGGUCACACUUAAUCAGUAUGUUCAAUCUGCUUUUCUCCUGAUGGUUCUACAUUAGCAUCUGGUAGUUACGAUAAGUCUAUACGUUUCUGGGAUGUAAAAACAGUAAGUCCAAAAUUUUCAAUCAAUAAAAAUAGUGAUAGAGUUUGGCAAGUGUGUUUUUCUCCAGAUAGUCCUUCUUUAGCAUCUGUCUGCGAUGACAAUUAUAUAUAUUAAUGGGAUGUUAAUACAGGAAACUUAAAAUCUUUAUUAAAAGGGCAUAAUAACUUUUUUAAUACUAUAACUUUUUCUCCUGAUGGGUUAAUGUUAGCAAUAGUUAGUGAUUAUUCUUUUAUUUUUCUUAUGGAGGCAAAAACAGGAAAAUGCUUAUAUAAAUUUGAAGGUCAUGAUGGAAAUAUCAAUUAAAUUUGUUUCUCUCCUGAUAGCACAUAAUUAGCAUCAGGUGGUUACGAUACAUCUAUCCUUUUAUGGGAUGUUUAAACUGGGCAACAAAAAUCUUAAUUAAAUGGCCAUCUUUAUUGUGUUAAUUCAAUAUGCUUUUCUCCUGAUGGUUCUUAUUUAGCAUCUGGUAGUUGGGAUAAUUCUUUCUGCAUCUGGGAUGUUAAAACUAGCCAAUAAAAUGAUUAAUUAAAUGGUCAUAGUGAUUGUGUGUCUUCGGUAUGCUUUUCACCAAAUGGUACUCUAUUAGCAUCUGGUAGUUUUGAUAAUUUAAUCAUUCUUUGGGAUGUUAAAACAGCCAUAUAAAAAUCAAAAUUUGAAGGUCACACUCAAGGUGUGAAUUCAAUCUGCUUUUAUCCAGAUUCUACUAAAUUGGCAUCUGGUAGUAAGGAUUUGUCAAUCUGCUUAUGGGAUGUUAAAACAAGACAACUAAUAUCAUAGUUAUUUGGUCAUAGUUCCAGCGUUAGGUCAGUAUCCUUUUCGCCUAAUUGUAAUAUAUUGGCAUCAAGUAGUGAUGAUGGAUCUAUAUGUUUAUGGGAUAUGGCAAAAGGAUAAAAAAUUUAGGAUUUAGAUAAAUUUUGUCAAGAAAUUCCUACCAAAUUUCAGAAUCCCAUUAAAACAUUUUCUUUAUUCAAUAAUGAUAAGUUUGGUAAUACUUUCAAUUUUAUAUAGUUAUUCCCUAUACCAAACUACUUAUAUCUUCAGAUCCAAUAUUAUAGGCAUAAGGGGCGUUUAUUUUUAAUGGAGAAUUCUCAACACAUUUAAAUACAGAUUUAUAAGAAUUAUUGAAAUAGAAAGGAAGUUAUAUUUUAGAAAAUAAAUUUAAAUUAUUUUAAAAUGCAUCCUAAAAUUGA